GCGGUUCCGCAAACAGUGAGGUAAAAAGAGAGAGUUAAAAAGAAAAAAAAAAAAAAAAGAAAAAAAAGAAAAAGAAAAAAAUUCCAUCGUCAAAGAGCCCUCGCGAGCGACGGUUCGGAAGAUCAAAAACCCUAAUAAGAAGAGCAAGCGAAAGAGCAAGGAUCUAACAAGGGCGAAGCUUCUGCUGCUUCUUCUUCUUCGGUGCCCUCAGCACCUGCUAAGCUUGUUCAUGAUCGGAUCGAGACCAUGGGAGACGUAGCGGAGAAGCUCAAGGGGUACACGGUGAUAAAGGAAGGGGAGGCGGAGAUCCUCAUGCAUGCGAGCAACAGCGUAUUCUUCAACAAGGCCCAGGUUAACAACCGAGACAUGUCCAUCGCUAUUUUGAGGACCUUCAUCGCUAAGCGACAGGAAGAGCAUGCAGCAAUUUUGGACAAAAAGAGAAAAUUGGAAGAAAUGGUACUUGAAGGCACUAGUGGAUCUAUACUAGAGGAGGAGGCAAUGGCCCCACACGUUGAGGAAACAAAUGGAGGUCGUGACAUGCCGUUAAACCAAUCUGUAGAGGGCGAAGAAGAUAACUCACAGGAACCGAGGAACAUGAAAUGGAAAGGGCCGAGGGAACUCAAGGCACCUAAAGUUCUUGAGGCUUUGGCUGCUUCUGGGUUAAGAGCUUUACGAUAUGCCCGUGAAGUAGACGGAAUAGGACAAGUGAUUGCUUUAGACAAUGACAAAGCAUCUGUUGAAGCUUGCAAGAAAAAUAUACAAUUCAAUGGUUCCCUGGCUUGUUCAAAAGUGGAAGCUCAUCUUGCUGAUGCACGAGUUUACAUGCUUACUCACCCAAAAGAAUUUGAUGUGGUUGAUCUUGAUCCCUAUGGAUCACCUUCUGUGUUCUUGGACUCAGCUGUACAAUCAGUUGCUGAUGGGGGCAUUUUAAUGUGUACUGCUACUGACAUGGCAGUUCUCUGUGGGGGCAGUGGGGAGGUCUGCUAUUCCAAGUACGGUUCGUACCCUGUGAAAGGCAAGUAUUGCCAUGAGAUGGCUUUGAGAAUCCUCCUUGCUAGCAUCGAGAGCCAUGCAAAUCGCUAUAAGCGUUAUAUUGUACCAAUUCUCUCUGUACAUAUGGAUUUCUACAUCCGGGUUUUUGUACGGAUAUUCACUUCCGCAAGUGAAAUAAAGAACACGCCUCUCAAACUCUCGUAUGUGUACCAGUGUGUUGGUUGUGAUUCUUUUCAUCUUCAAAGUGUUGGAAGGGUUGUUUCUAAGAAUAACAGCAUGAAACCUGCACCUGGUUUUGGUCCCGUGGUUCCUCAACAGUGCAGUCACUGUGGGAAGAAAUAUAAUAUGGGUGGUCCAAUAUGGUCGGCUCCCAUGCACAACCAAGAAUGGGUGCUUUCUAUUUUAGCAAGCGUUAAAGCUAUGAAAGAAAGGUAUCCUGCAUAUGAGAAGAUAACUGCUGUAUUGACGACGGUAUCUGAGGAGUUACAUGAUAUCCCUCUCUUUCUCAGUCUCCACAACUUAUGCGCCACUCUAAAAUGCACAUCCCCUUCUGCAGUCAUGUUCCGCUCUGCUGUGAUAAAUGCUGGUUAUCGCAUCUCAGGCAGCCACGUGAAUCCACUGGGUCUGAAAUCUGAUGCUCCCAUGGAUGUCAUUUGGGACAUAAUGCGCUGCUGGGUUAAUAGUCAUCCGAUUAGAGCGCAGCCACCGGAUCAUUCGGGUACUGUGAUCCUCUCCAAAGAGCCGACACUGCAAGCAAAUUUUGCCCGAGCAGCUGCUUCCCUGAGCAAAGCCCAAGUCAAGAAGGUGAAGCGGUUCCUUCCGAAUCCCGAGAGGCAUUGGGGCCCGAAGGUCCGGGCCGGCCGCCAGAUCACCAGCAAGCACUCCUCUCUCUUAGGUCCGCAAUCUCUCAAUGAGUCUCAUAACCGUGAGGAAGAUGAAGGAAUCGAAGGAAACGGAGCAGCAUCAUCAGAGCAAUCAGCGGAAGGAGAAGCUAAUGAGCACAAUAUCUCGAAGCGCCAAAAGACUGAUGAUGCAUUAGCAAGCGAGCCAUGAUUAGUUUGAUCAACAACUGGAAAGUCUAUAUCAUCAAGUUGUGCUUAGACUAUGUUCUACUUUGUUGAUUGCGCCGAGUGUCCAAAUCUGUAUUUAAAGCUAUUUAGGUUGUUGUUGUACCCAGUUUCGACGGAGCGAUGCACCAGUGGGCCUCAGAAAGUUUUAUGGUCUGUGGCGGCUGAUAGGCUGGCGAAAUGGUUUCUGGUUAGGCGAAGUUUUCUGGGAGCAACAUCUUCUUCAGUGAUUUUCAACACCUUCAGUGAUUUUCUUUGAGGAGGAAAGAUGUAUAUUCUUUUCUGAGUCUGUAGACUGACAAAGAAUAUUGGUUGGUGCUUUUUAGCUGGGCUUUUAGUUUGUUCUCAGUUGCUUUAGUUUCUUCUUAAAUUAUGAAAGUUUUGUAGUUUCGAUCUUGAAUAGUGUUAGUGGGAAAAAAAAAAAAAGAUAAAUAAAAGAGGGGUUCUAUUUCUUUUCCUUUUA
Ananas comosus (pineapple) is the source of this 2523-nucleotide messenger RNA. RefSeq names its product probable tRNA (guanine(26)-N(2))-dimethyltransferase 1. Gene Ontology annotation, biological process: tRNA N2-guanine methylation. The record is from RefSeq and is a predicted model, not a curated record. Bases 247 to 2046 code for a protein of 599 amino acids. The transcript has 14 exons. Gene Ontology annotation, cellular component: nucleus. NCBI's taxonomy places the organism in Eukaryota, Viridiplantae, Streptophyta, Magnoliopsida, Poales, Bromeliaceae. Gene Ontology annotation, molecular function: RNA binding.